CUUCGCGACAAAUUUCUGGCUGGUCUGAUAGAGCUCUAUCAAGACCUGCAAAAUGAGUGUCCCACGCGCGAGGUUGUUGGACCUCAUGAAGGCCCAAUGCGAAGUCUUUGCGACAGUAUUUAACCCCGAGGGAGUGAGGACGGGCAACAAGAUCCUGCGCCAGCGAAUGAAGGGACCUGCUAUCGCCGACUACUACCCACGCAAGGUUGUGACCGUCAAGGAUGUGCAGAGGGAGUUUGGUCCUCAUGUCACAACCCUCGACUUGGAAGAGAUGGACCGCUUGGAACACAUUGCUGGACUGAAGGCCAGAGGAAAGAGCGCGCCGAAAAAGAAGAAGACGAAGACCGAGCCCAAGAAGCGAUAAACGUCGACCAAGAGAUCGAUUGUACGAUACGAUGUGCAUUCAUAGAGCGAUCCCCCGGAAUCUUGCGCGCCAGGACACUCUCCAUAUAUAGAGAGCGGCGAGACUUUGGUCAGUCCAGCUGCCGACCGAGGCAGCCCCGGCGGCUCUGUCAUAGUAUGCGAGUGUCUAGGGACCCUCAGGCACAGGCAUGGUAUAAAAAUACCGUAGAUUACGGCUUCAGCCGGCCAUGGGGAGGAUAUCCAUCAACAUGGAGGGCAGCCAGUGUACAAAUACAAUGGAGGAUAUCAGAG
Molecule: messenger RNA, 654 nt
Organism: Colletotrichum scovillei
Lineage: Eukaryota; Fungi; Ascomycota; Sordariomycetes; Glomerellales; Glomerellaceae
Exons: 4
Coding region: 53-364 (103 amino acids)
Cellular component (GO): mitochondrion
Source: RefSeq, a predicted model, not a curated record